Molecule: messenger RNA, 285 nt
Organism: Stylonychia lemnae
Lineage: Eukaryota; Ciliophora; Spirotrichea; Sporadotrichida; Oxytrichidae
Source: the annotation of a GenBank genome assembly
AUGUCAAGCUAAUUGCUUGGGAUUCUGGGUUUAGACCAUACACUUAAAAUUUUAUGUGACAUUAUUACGAGAAUACCAAAUAUACCAGUCUUGAUAUUUGCAAAUAAAAUGGAUUUAGGUGGGAACAUGACCCCCUCUGAGAUUAUUGAGAAACUAGAUAUUAAUCCCUAAAUGAAGAGAUUUUAAUGGAUGAUUUAAGAAUGCUCUGCUGUAUAGUAUUAGGGCGUUAACGAAGGAUUGAUAUGGUUAACUAAUAAAAUAGUGAAAAAUAGUAAAUAAAAAUGA